Molecule: messenger RNA, 1557 nt
Organism: Phyllotreta striolata
Lineage: Eukaryota; Metazoa; Arthropoda; Insecta; Coleoptera; Chrysomelidae
Source: the annotation of a GenBank genome assembly
AUGAGUGUAAACGAGUUGGCAACGCGGCGUCCCAAUCGCAUAAAAUUGAGGUUAACUAUUGGAGGAUGGUUCGAUGGGAAUUGGGAAGGAUGUUUAAAUUUUAAUUGGAGAUGUCCAGAGAGUGGUGGUACAGUGAAAUUAUUUAACGAGAAUUCCAAAAAGCAAUGCACAAAUACUGUGGUGCGGUUCACAAUGGAUUCCUGGCCGAAAGACGUCGGCAUUCUAGCCCUGGAACUCUACGUGCCCUCGAUGUACGUGGACCAAACGGACCUCGAGGCGCACGACGGCGUCUCCAGCGGCAAAUACACCAUCGGCCUGGGCCAGCAGAAGAUGGGCUUCUGCACCGACAGAGAGGACAUAAAUUCCUUCUGCCUCACGGUGGUCCAGCGACUGCUGGAAAACUACAAAAUCGACCCCCGCGAGGUAGGCCGCCUCGAGGUAGGCACCGAAACCAUCCUCGACAAAUCCAAGAGCGUCAAAUCCGUGCUGACCCAACUCUUCGAGUCAUACGGGGUGACCGAUCUAGAAGGCAUCGACACGACGAACGCGUGUUACGGGGGCACCGCGGCCCUCGUCAACUCCUUGAACUGGGUGGAAUCCUCGUCGUGGGACGGCCGGUACGCCCUGGCAGUCGCCGCCGACAUAGCGGUGUACGCCAAAGGCUCCGCUCGACCCACCGGAGGGGCCGGAGCCGUAGCGAUGCUGAUCGGACCGAACGCUCCCUUGGUGAUCGACAGAGGGGUACGUUCCUCCUACUUUACGCACUGUUACGAUUUCUACAAGCCCGAUCUGACCUCCGAGUAUCCGGUGGUGGACGGCAAAUUAUCCAUACAAUGCUAUCUGAAAGCCUUGGACGAGUGCUACAAGUUGUACAAGAAAAAGGUGGCCGAUAAGCAGAAGAUCGACGUUAAUUUGGACAGUUUCGACGCGGUGCUGUUCCACUCGCCGUACUGCAAGCUCGUGCAAAAGAGCGUAGCCAGAAUGGCUCUGAUAGACUAUUUAGACAAACCGAACCAGAAUUCCGAUCUUGAGAAGUACCGAAAAAUCAAAUUAGAAGACACCUAUUUCGACAGGGAUGUGGAAAAGGCGUUCGUUGAAGUGAGCAAGCAACAGUUCGUAGACAAGACCAAACCGUCUCUACUAGUAGCGGCUCAAGUAGGAAAUAUGUACACGGCUUCGUUAUACGGAGGACUUAUUUCGUUACUGCAAUCUAAAACUUUGCAAGAAUUGACCGGCAACAAAAUCGCUUUGUUUUCGUACGGCUCCGGAUUGGCCUCUUCCAUGUACUCCAUAACAGUCAAGAAUAACGACGCCCUGGUUAAAAUACUCUCGAACUUGACGGGCGUACAGAGAAACUUGGACAAUCGACAGAAAGUGGCUCCCUUGAAGUUUGAGCAGAACUUGGAAUUGAGACAAGAGACCUGUCACCGAGCGCCCUACGAGCCUGUGAGCAGCAUCGAGAGCUUCUUUCCGGGUACUUAUUAUUUGAGCAGAGUCGACGAGAAGCACAGGAGGUUCUACGAGCGGGUACCAAUCGCGAUCAACGGAUAUUCCUAG